This is a messenger RNA of Ophidiomyces ophidiicola, 1803 nucleotides long. It is a transcript of the gene FRS1, whose product is annotated as phenylalanine--tRNA ligase subunit beta. The transcript is spliced from 9 exons. The record is from RefSeq and is a predicted model, not a curated record. Gene Ontology annotation, molecular function: magnesium ion binding; ATP binding; phenylalanine-tRNA ligase activity. Gene Ontology annotation, biological process: phenylalanyl-tRNA aminoacylation. Lineage: Eukaryota; Fungi; Ascomycota; Eurotiomycetes; Onygenales; Onygenaceae. The coding region runs from base 1 to 1803 and encodes 600 amino acids. Gene Ontology annotation, cellular component: phenylalanine-tRNA ligase complex; cytoplasm.
AUGCCCACUAUAUCUGUGGACAAGGCGGCUCUUUUCAAAGCCCUCGGGCAAGAGUAUACCACGAAAGAGUUUGACGAGCUGUGCUUCGAAUUUGGCCUUGAGCUGGACGAAGAUACCUCGAAUUCUGAACGGCCCAUUGUUAAUGGCGUUCAAGAGCCUCCUCAGCUGAAAAUUGAGAUACCCGCCAAUCGAUACGAUCUGCUAUGUUUCGAAGGCAUCUCGCUUAUGCUAAAUAUAUUCCGUGGCCGGACUACACUACCUAAUUACCGUCUAGUAACGCCGCCCAAUGGCGAUAUACAGACCCUCGUAGUGAAAGCAGAAACAGCAAAAAUACGGCCAUAUGUUUCUGGGGCAGUGCUGCGAAAUGUGCAUUUUGACCAAGCCCGUUAUGAUUCUUUCAUUGCGUUGCAGGACAAGCUGCAUCAAAACCUUGCACGACAAAGGACUUUAGUUUCAAUUGGCACCCAUGAUCUUGAUACGUUGCAGGGUCCCUUUAGUUAUGAAGCACUUACACCCAGGGACAUCAACUUUGUGCCUCUCAAUCAGAGUAAAUCGAUGGAUGGUCAAGAGCUAAUGGAAUUUUAUGAAAAAGAUAAGCAUUUAAGCAAAUUCCUUCAUAUCAUUCGAGAUUCUCCCGUUUAUCCGGUCAUCUACGAUUCGAACAGGGUAGUGUGCUCCCUCCCACCAAUCAUUAACGGUGACCAUUCAAAAAUCACCUUAAAUACUCGAAAUGUUUUCAUGGAGAUCACUGCUACGGAUAAGACAAAAGUGGAAAUUGUGAACAAUAUUAUGGUUGCAAUGUUCUCUCAAUAUUCUUCAGAACCUUUUACAAUCGAGCCCAUCCAAAUUGUAUCCGAACACAAUAAUGAAACCCGCCAAGUCCCAAACAUUGCGCCGCGCCCGACUCAAGCGAGCAUUUCGUACAUAAAUCAGUGUUGCGGAUUAAAUCUCUCUGCGAGUGAAAUUUGUAACCUUUUGAAAAAGAUGGCGUAUAUUGCAACUCCAUCAAAAACUGCUGCCGACGUUAUUGACGUGGAAUUACCCAUGACUCGUGCAGAUGUACUCCAUGAGGCUGACAUUAUGGAAGAUGUCGCUAUAGCAUACGGCUUUAACGAACUACCAAGGUCCUUCCCUAGCAAAACUGGAACCAUUGCACAGCCAUUACCAGUGAAUAAGCUAACUGACAUAAUCCGUACCGAAGCUGCAAUGGCCGGAUGGUCGGAAGUCAUGCCAUUGAUCCUUUGUUCGCACGAUGAAAAUUUCUCGUGGCUCAACCGCAAAGAUGAUGGAAAUACAGCCGUGAAGCUUGCAAACCCUAAAACUAUUGAGUUUCAAGUGGUUAGAACUAGUUUACUACCCGGCCUUCUGAAAACUAUCCGUGAGAAUAAGGGCCAUAGUGUACCCAUGAAAAUUUUCGAGGUAAGCGAUGUUGCUUUCAAAGAUAUGUCGCUUGAGCGUAAGAGCAGAAAUGAGAGACAUUUUGCCGCGGCUUGGUAUGGGAAGUCCAGUGGUUUUGAAAUCGUACAUGGCCUACUUGAUCGAGUAAUGGCUAUGCUGAAAAGUGCAUUCAUUGUCCGCGAAGAAGGUCUUGAAAACCCCGACAUGAGCGGUUCGAGAUACUGGAUUGAAGAACUAGAAGAUCCCACGUACUUCCCUGGACACGCCGCAUCAAUACAUGUUUGCAUUGGUGGGAAGGAACAUGUAAUUGGCGCCUUUGGUAUCUUACAUCCUACUGUUCUGGAAAAGUUUGAGUUGAAAUACCCGGUGAGCACGCUGGAGGUGAACAUCGAAGUGUUUCUUUGA